CGAAUUAUGCAUGAAUUAAUGUCAAUAAAUAUUAUUUAUUUGUUUAUUCUUCAAAGGAGGGCAAUUUUGUAAGUGAGGCCAGUUCCAGGCAGUUAUGGUGUUCGAAAAUCAAGCAAAAUAUUUUGCCUCAAAUGUGUGAUUAUGAAACAGAUGUUUCAAAAUCAAAAUUUAAAAGGGCAAGAAAUAUAGAGAUUCUAUGUGAGUGAGAAAGAGAGGAAUAUCAAUAUCAGGGCAGAGUCAUUCAUGCAUAGAGAGUGUGUCGAGGGUCACUAAACUCCUUCACUGUGAAACAAAGAGGGAGAAAAUAUAAAUUUUUGUUAAUUGGGUCUUUUUUGUAUAAUCAUCAUUCUCAAAUCUUUCACUGUUUUAUAGGAUUAUUUGCAGUGAUUAGAUACAUAAUGGAUAUUUCAGAAUACACAAGAAUUGUUUUGGAUAAGAUUCAGAAAUUUGACCCAGAAAAUGCCACAAAGAUCAUUGGCUAUCUCCUUUUGCAUGACCUUGGAGAGCAGGAAUUGGCUAAAUUGGCUUCCUGCCCUGACCAUAUGAUACGUGAAAUUGCAUUUAAGGCCAAAACCGAGCUACAAAAUCUGGCUGCUAAAUCUGCCAUACUUUCAAGCUCACCUCCUAUGAACCCUCAACAAGUUAUCAGCCAUUUACCCAUAAUCUCCCCGAGGGCAACUGCUCCACCAAGCUUUCAGGUUCCUCCCAACUUUUGGGAGCCACAGUCAGCUAACAGUAUUAACCCAGAGUUUAUGUCAAUGGGUUACAUGGAUUCCAUCCCAGAACUUCAGAAGCAGACCCAGCUUUUGUGUGCAGAGACUCGGAUGGAUCCUGCUAGUUCUGGUUCUGCAGGGAUUGCCAAUGAUUACUUUAGUUUAGAUGCUUCAAAUGUGAAUUUGAAUGGAAAAUCCGGAAGAAGGUUUGGCCUGUCCGAAUUUCCAGUGAAGACAUGUCACUAUUUCAACAAAGGAUACUGUAAGCAUGGAAGUAGUUGUAGAUACUAUCAUGGACAAGUUGCACCUGAGAGCUUCUCUCAUAUGAAUGGGAACGGUGAUGAUCAGGGAGGAUUGCCUGGCUCGCUUGCACAGUUGGAGGCAGAACUUGUCGACCUUCUCAGGCCACGGAGAGGAAAUCCUAUUUCCAUUGCUUCCCUUCCAAUGGCAUAUUAUGAGAAAUACAAAAAGGUGCUUCAGGCAGAUGGUUAUCUAACUGAGAGCCAGAGACAUGGUAAAUCAGGAUAUAGUUUGACAAAGCUUCUUGCACGAUUGAAAAAUAGUAUACGACUAAUAGACAGGCCUCAUGGGCAGCAUGCAGUGGUUCUGGUUGAAGAUAGGUACUUGGAAAAAGGAGAUCCCAGUCAAAAUAUAAGCGCAUCAAGACAAAUAUAUUUAACAUUUCCAGCAGAUAGCACUUUCACAGAACAGGAUGUCUCAGACUACUUCAAUUCCUUUGGGCAGGUUGAAGAUGUAAGGAUUCCAUCCCAACAAAGAAGGAUGUUUGGUUUUGUAACAUUUGUUGAUCCAGAAACUGUUAAAAUGAUACUGGAAAAAGGAAAUCCUCACUUUGUACGCGGCUCCCGUGUGCUUGUGAAACCUUACCGUGAGAAGUCAAAGCUUAUAGACAGGAAAUAUUCAGAGAGGGUUGAGCCUCCUGUUGUUUGUUCGCCACAUUAUGUAGACAUGGACUUUGAACUUUCCCCAAUGCCAAGUUAUGGGAACCCCAGAUUUCUGAGGAGGCAGCUCAUAGAUGAGCAUGAGAAGGUCCUUGAAUUUCAGAGGAGACAUCUUGCACAGCUGCAGCUGACCCAAAAACCUCUGUCAAGUUCGCCUUAUUUCAGAUGCUCAUUAGGCCAGUUAAAUGUUUCAGAAGAUCCUUUCAAUUUUCAAGCGGCAGAAUCUCUCGAUUAUGCUCUCAAUGACAAGUCUGGGCAUACAGACACCAGUUGUGCCGACAGAGACAGAAGCCAAGGAAUCGAUCUUCCGGAGAGCCCAUUUUCAUUUCCAGUAGAUAGUGGAAUUUCGACAGUCAUAUAGAUUCGGAAGGAAAAAUACUUUGGUACAGUUCUCAUUUGUUUGCUAUCAAAUUUUUCAGUAGAAGUAUGAUAAGUGGUGUGGCACUAAGCCAUAAAGAAUCCACUUGUUGUAUUUUUGUUAGAAAACUUGAAACCAAACAUCUUAUGAACUUUACCUAAAUUUUGUCCCCCAGGAGAGAAAUAUAGACUUAAAUUUGCACCAGGCAAAAAGCAACAUCUUUAGUUUUUUUUCUGAAGCACAGGCCCUUUCAUCAAUUUCCAUUCUCGUAGCUCGUCGAGUCUCUGUUCAGCUCCAACAAGUACAUACUAGCCAAAGAAGAAGAAACAAUGGAAGAAUUUCCUCUUUAGUUCCUGACAAUGGGUGUCUUAACAAAUAGAAAUGUGAUAUAUGUAAGAAUGUUAUAGUUUUGGGUAAUAUUUCGCAAGUUCUGCUUCUCAGAAAGUUGAAUACAAGACACUCCAAGAUUCUAACUUUAGAGUGAGAAUCUGAAUUUCACCUUUGUAAAACUCAAUCUUUUGAAAAGUAGUGUUCUUAUAGAGUUACCCUGAUGUUUUUUAGUUACAAAAAGAAGGCAAAGGGUUUGGUUUUUAGCUAGGAAGAUCCUUAUGAAGUCAUUUAGUGUAUGAAAGAAAUUAUGUGUAUGCAUAGUUUUCUUGUUGAACUACUUUGGAAUUUGUGGAUCUGGACAGAGAUGAACCAUUUGAAGUACUUACUGAUAAAAGUUUUAAUAAUAAUAGAUUACAUUACUUCUA
Messenger RNA from Prosopis cineraria, 2785 nucleotides. RefSeq names its product zinc finger CCCH domain-containing protein 18-like. The transcript is spliced from 8 exons. The coding region runs from base 399 to 2033 and encodes 544 amino acids. The record is from RefSeq and is a predicted model, not a curated record. NCBI's taxonomy places the organism in Eukaryota, Viridiplantae, Streptophyta, Magnoliopsida, Fabales, Fabaceae. Gene Ontology annotation, molecular function: metal ion binding; RNA binding.